AUGAAUUCGCUCAGCUUGGAAAUUAUGGUGGGGAUUGACUUCGGGACAACUCAUUCAGGUGUCUCGUGGGCCAUCAACGAGGGCCAAAAGAAGAUUCGACUCAUCACAGAUUGGCCCAACCUGGGUGAUUCCCUCGCAAAUCAAGACAAAGUCCCUUCCAUCAUAUCCUACAACAACGGACGCGUCGCGAACUGGGGCUACGAAGUGAGCUGCAAGGAGGAAUCAUUUCGGUGGAUCAAGAUUCUCCUCGAACCCGAAUCGAAGUAUGCAAGAACAGUCCAAGAUGUUCGUGACAGCAACGAGCCCCUCCAGAAGCUCAACAAGACGGCCGAAGAAGUUGUCCGCGACUAUCUGCGCGAGAUUUGGCGAUACACUACGGAACGUAUCCGGAAGCGAGUCGGCGAUGAUGAUUGGGAGGAAACAUUCACCAUUCACGUAGUCCUUACCGGCCCGGCCAUGUGGUCCCAUGCGGCAAAAGACAAGACUCUGAAGGCUGCGCGUGAUGCAAACUUGCCUGCCAACAUCAAGUUGGUCACAGAACCCGAGGCUGCUGCGUUGGCGACACUCCACGACAAGGCCGAAGACAAUGCGCUGUCGAUAUGUCUUCGAAUGUGUGAUGCUGGAGGAGGUACAGUCGAUCUAAUCAGCUAUAAAGUGAACCAAACAAAUCCUCUCGAGAUCGAGGAGUGUGCCAUUGGAGACGGCGGCGUGUGUGGCUCUAUCUUCCUCGACACGUCGUUCGAGAAACGCAUUCGUACACUGGUUGGCGAAACGCAAUAUGCCAGGAUCAAACCGAUUCAUAAGCUUCGAAUGAUGAAGAUGUUUGAGCUUGGUGUCAAGCGAUCCUUUACAUCGGAUUCUAACAAAGACUAUUCCGUCGACUUGAGGGGCGUUGAAGACAACGCUGAUGAAGGUAUUGAGGAUGACUGCAUCACUCUAAAAAGCUACGGAGUGUCCCUAGCUAUGCCGUUUGACCGCAAGAUACAUCUCUGGGAGGAUAGGGUGCUGGAUCCUUCAAACAACACCUAUCUGGCGAGCAAUCAAAUGAGGUGGCUACUGAGAAGGGAACCUGAACCUCCAUCGAGAAUGGAUGAGAAUGUAAAACAGCUAUGCUCGGUAGAUUUCAAUGUCCCGGAGUACAAGAUUUGGAUGGAAACGAGCUACAAGAGCGCUGCAGUUCCAGGGAAAUGGCGAGAUAUGACAUUUGAAAUAUUUGUGCUGUUAGGCAGCACAACUCUGGAUUUUGUUGUUGCAUACCAGAAUGAGCCUGUGGGCCAUGUCGAGGCAAAAUACAUACAAGAUUUCUAG
Ilyonectria robusta is the source of this 1308-nucleotide messenger RNA. RefSeq lists its product as uncharacterized. The coding region runs from base 1 to 1308 and encodes 435 amino acids. The transcript has 8 exons. Lineage: Eukaryota; Fungi; Ascomycota; Sordariomycetes; Hypocreales; Nectriaceae. The record is from RefSeq and is a predicted model, not a curated record.